Messenger RNA from Neltuma alba, 1282 nucleotides. RefSeq names its product peptidyl-prolyl cis-trans isomerase CYP18-1. The transcript has 5 exons. NCBI's taxonomy places the organism in Eukaryota, Viridiplantae, Streptophyta, Magnoliopsida, Fabales, Fabaceae. Gene Ontology annotation, biological process: protein folding; protein peptidyl-prolyl isomerization. Gene Ontology annotation, cellular component: catalytic step 2 spliceosome. The record is from RefSeq and is a predicted model, not a curated record. The coding region runs from base 164 to 646 and encodes 160 amino acids. Gene Ontology annotation, molecular function: peptidyl-prolyl cis-trans isomerase activity.
ACUAGCCAUGAAACUGGAAUCUCAUUCGGCGCUGAUCACGCUCGCACUUUUUUCUCAAUUUCAAAAUUCGGGAAAAAACGACCAAGGUUGGCACAAGGAUCAGUGUAGGAGCUUCUGAGAAAUUCUGAAGCUUCGUUUCGCGGCAAACAGACCAGGAAUCAAAAUGUCUGUCACUCUGCACACCAACCUCGGCGACAUUAAGUGCGAGCUAUUCUGCGACGAGGUCCCCAAGGCCUCCGAGAAUUUUUUAGCACUAUGUGCAAGUGGUUACUAUGAUGGGACAAUUUUUCACCGCAACAUCAAAGGUUUUAUGAUUCAAGGUGGAGAUCCAACUGGUACUGGCAAAGGGGGCACCGGUAUAUGGGGCAAAAAAUUUAACGAUGAGAUUAGAGAAUCUCUCAAGCACAAUGCGAGGGGGAUAUUGUCAAUGGCUAACAGUGGUCCGAAUACUAAUGGAAGCCAAUUUUUCAUAACGUAUGCAAAGCAGCCACAUUUGAAUGGACUGUAUACCGUGUUUGGCAAAGUAAUUCAUGGAUUUGAAGUACUUGAUCUUAUGGAAAAGACUCAAACGGGCCCAGGGGAUCGACCACUUGCUGAGAUAAGGCUGAACCGGGUAACAAUACAUGCUAAUCCGCUGGCUGGUUAGACAUACUGCAGAUCUGCAUUUUGUAAAAUUUAAGGAACUAUUUCCAAUACUAAAUCUAGCAAAUUGACGACGAAGGAAGGGAACCCACAAUCCAUUGAGCACUUGUUUUUACAGUUGGCUGAUGUAGAUAAAUCCUUUUGAUGAUUUGUACUAGUUAAGAGCUAUGACACUGCAUGUUCAUAGCUUGUGAUAAAUCCGUUGGAUCCAGAUUGUUGGCCGGUUAUACAUUUUAGAUUCCAUCAAAUAUUUUGCAUGAUCUGUUGGCCUUAAUGAAUUAGGCCUGGAUAGUACACCUUCCUAUCUUGUCCACUGGUUCUGCAUGAGCAACCAUUAUAGACGCCACUCAACAACUACCUGAUUUAGUGAUUUCAUGAGGGCUGAUUUCCAGAAUGAUCUUUCUAGUACCUCUCAUCUGGUGCCGGUGCCGGUGCCGGCUGUUAGUUCAAAGAUCUUCAGAUUAAUUGAGGUUUUUCACUUAAUUUGGUGAUCCAGAUCCGUUUCUGCAGUUAUAUUCUGUCAUUUGUGUCAUUCUGGUUUCUGUUCUCUGAUUGCUGCUAUCCUUAUUUGGUUGUGAUAUCUGAUUCAAAUUGUGACUAAGGUUCCUGUUCAGUUCUCAAUAUCAAUUCAGAAUUUCAA